UUUCUAUUGGUUCAUAAGAAUUUCAACACUUAUACUUAAAUAUCGGCUGGCCUUUACUUAUUUGCCAAUUUUCCAAUUUCCAUUUCCAAUUUACUGAUCCACAAUGCCCUUGUGGUCGAGGCAUUCCCUUAAACUUUUGGCUUGGCUUGAAUUUCUAAAUUUUAAACAAAAUCUAAUAAAAUCCACCACAAGAUGAGCAUGCGUAACCUGAACUGCGACUUAGUUGCACAAUUCCCACAGAGCGCCAAGAUAGGUUCGAUCUGCAGGAGACAACCGCCCAGAUACACUUGUCUAUCCAAGGAGCAUCGUCUUUGGCGGCAGAUAAACCAGCUGGAAAUCCAGCAACUGGCCAAGCUGAUUGGCUGCUAUCCCGAGCAAAUAGACGGCUUCCUAUACAAACUCAGCCUGGAGAACUACAACCAUCUGCUGAAUCCCAAGGGCUGCGGCUGGGAUUCCUGCAAAGUGCCACUUUGCUAUCCUUGUGUCUGUGAUCGCUACAUGGCCAUAUUCGAUCAUCGUGGCAACUUGAGGAGUUCCAUUCGCCCAAAGAGUCUCAAUAGCUUACUUUCGUUAAUUUUGGAUUAUUUGAAUGAAGAUUCGCCCGGUGGCCGAAAGGAUUACCAGUCAUAUCCUUUCGGUCAUCAGGCGAAACCGCAUUCGAGAACUCAUUCCAUGAGAGAUGAUGCUUCAAGCCCGGGCUCGGUUUACAGCGACAACCGAAGUCUGAGAUCUUUAAAUUGGCAAUACAAUGUUUCGCAGAGGGUAGAAAACAGCAUCACGCCUCUAGAAUCAGAAAGCAUGUUGUGGAAGCUUCCAGAAUUGGAAUCUCAGGAGGAUUUGCGUAAGGAGAAGAAAAAGAAAACCUUUGGACGUCAAUCCGUGUUCCUCAACGAUGAACUAGCCUUAGCCUAUGCCAAGCCAGAUGAUUAUGUGGAGUAUCUUUUGAAAACCCUGGGUCGCCAUCGCAUCAGGGGUAGCUAUGUAGGUCCCGUGGGUCACUUAAGAACAUUACGGGUUCGUCUUCUACUUAGAAAGCUGGUGGAACAGAAGGGAACUAAUAUAAGUGAGGAGGACUUGAGAAAGGCCCUUAAGAAAGUGGAUCUCGAGUGGAAAAAGACUGCAAGGGCGGAUUAUAAACGGGAGAGGAAAACAGCCGAAGAGAUCUCCAUGCUGUACAACGCCAUUGUGCAGAGAUCGUCAGAGCAUCCCAUACCGCCAGUUCUGGGAAAGGUAAGGGGUAAUUACCCCAAGGUGCCGAAACCUGCGAAACUCCCCAGGAGAUACUUGGGCAAUCAAGUGCCCAUACUCUUCCAUGAGCCCUUUGAUUCCAAAAAACCUUGGACCUGGCAGCGCCGACAUCCAAGACAGACUCGCCUCAACUCCAAAUACAAGUUCUCAACAUCUGGGAUCAAACGCUAUCUACGCAGUUCCAUAAGGGAUCAAAUAGACGAGGCGUCGGAUCGGUACUCAAUUCACUCGACCAUAAGUGAUAAGAGUAGAUCCGGGGGACGAGAGUCGCUGGAACCCUUGUUUGGAGGUCCUAAGGCAUAGUCUAUACUUGGCGUACCUAGAGUAUAGUCAAAAUUAAACCAAAGGUUAUAAAGUCUAUUUUGUGAAUCAAAAACAAUAAAUGUGGGAUGUACUUCAGUGAA
Drosophila biarmipes is the source of this 1652-nucleotide messenger RNA. RefSeq lists its product as uncharacterized. The record is from RefSeq and is a predicted model, not a curated record. NCBI's taxonomy places the organism in Eukaryota, Metazoa, Arthropoda, Insecta, Diptera, Drosophilidae. Bases 193 to 1551 code for a protein of 452 amino acids. The transcript has a single exon.